Verticillium nonalfalfae is the source of this 351-nucleotide messenger RNA. RefSeq lists its product as uncharacterized. Bases 1 to 351 code for a protein of 116 amino acids. NCBI's taxonomy places the organism in Eukaryota, Fungi, Ascomycota, Sordariomycetes, Glomerellales, Plectosphaerellaceae. Gene Ontology annotation, cellular component: NatC complex. The transcript is spliced from 2 exons. The record is from RefSeq and is a predicted model, not a curated record.
AUGGAGAUGGACAAGGAGGCAGCGAGGGACUUCCUCUCCUCGCUCCUCAACAAGAACCUUCGAGUCGUCGCAACUGACGGGCGCAUGUUCCUUGGCCAAUUCAAGUGCACCGAUCCGGACCAGAAUGUAGUCCUUGCUCAUACCUACGAAUACCGGCGGCCGACGUUCCAGCAACAAGGGGAUGCAGCGCGAGCGGCGGGCGCGAACGCGGAGAGCGUGAAGAUGGAUAUGACUUCGCGCUAUUUGGGGCUUGUUGUGGUACCUGGAGAACACAUCGUCAAGAUUGAAGUUGAAGAGUUUGCGAGCCAAUUGAAGCACAACAAUCCUUACGCCGAAGCUGCGGUGGCAUAA